Salvia miltiorrhiza (redroot sage) is the source of this 792-nucleotide messenger RNA. RefSeq lists its product as uncharacterized. Lineage: Eukaryota; Viridiplantae; Streptophyta; Magnoliopsida; Lamiales; Lamiaceae. The transcript has 3 exons. Bases 1 to 792 code for a protein of 263 amino acids. The record is from RefSeq and is a predicted model, not a curated record.
AUGGGAGACUCUCAACCACAAGAUUCCAAAAAAAGGGCAGUGUAUGAAGCAUGGACAAAGGAACAAAGUGAUGCCUUGUUAGAAAUUCUGUUUAACUCUGGUUUUGGCUAUGACAACAACACCAAAAAAUUCACGGCCUCAGAUGAAGUAUGGGAUGCGUAUAUAGAGGCUCACCCAAAAGAUGCAUACUUACGCACUGGGAGUUUUUCGGAUUUUGGAGACUUGGGGAUUGCUGUUGGAAACAGUGUGGCUGUAGGAAGAAACGCAAUUGGAUUGGGCAGUGCUACUAAUGCUAGGACAAUAGGAGUUGAUGAAAGUAGAGGUCCGAACAUAGAGGAGUUGAAUUACGAUGCUGAGAAUGAGGCGUUUGUAGUACUGGGUCAAGAUGAUCCACCGUUAUCCGGCUCCAAAUCACCCGUGGCAUUCACUGAAGUGUCUGUGGAGUCCACUCAGAGAAGAGCUCCCGCCAAAAGAAGCAGAGGCCAGUUUGAGACAAAUUCAGGCCACACUGAAAAUAGUUCGCAUCAGGAGUUCAUGGCAGAAAUUAAUAAAAUCACUAGCACAAUGGAUCGAGUUGAAAGCCUCUUCGUGAAACGAGAUACUAUGCUGGAAAGAAGAGAAAAAGAAAAAAGUUAUACAACUUGGGAUGCUAUCAAAGAAAUUCCUGAUUUGAGUGACGAUGCCCGCAUGAAAGCAUUUGACUUGCUUGUUACAAAGUCACAAAAAGAUGGAUUUAUGAAAAUGACUGUUCCUGAACGUAAAAGAUGGAUAGAAUCCAAGAUUAAGGAUUAG